Molecule: messenger RNA, 1881 nt
Organism: Capsicum annuum
Lineage: Eukaryota; Viridiplantae; Streptophyta; Magnoliopsida; Solanales; Solanaceae
Exons: 8
Coding region: 353-1093 (246 amino acids)
Source: RefSeq, a predicted model, not a curated record
UGUUUUUUGUUCUUUUACCAAAAAUUAAAGCGCCAAUUCCAUUUCUUUAUCAAAAGUUAAAGCGCCAAUUGUGUAUUUGCUGAAAGUGAAAAAUUAAAAAAAAUAUCUUAAAAUUAAACUAUCGCUAAUUGAACCCUAAUCACACCCACACUUCCAAUUUCCACUCUCGAUUUGCUCUCCGUGAACUCAACGAGAGAUAAUUUUUCUUGCAGCUCUACCCUAAAUCGAAGAAUUUCAAGCUCUGCCUAAUCUCAAUGAGAAAUAGUUUUUCUUGUAGCUCUAACCUAAAUCGACAAAUUCCAGGUUCACUAUGAAGACUGGAAAUGAUGAUGGAUAAACUAUUAAGAGUACUAUGAGAUAUACUUUCUGCGCACCUGGUGCAAUUGGAAAGGGACGGGGACAAGGGCUUAGAUCUUUGAUAACAAAUGGAAAAACUCUAACUAAGUGUUCAUUAAGUUCGGUUUAUCAACCUAAUGAUGUAGUUAAGCAAUACAUCCAAGAAUUUGAAACAAGAAAGGAAAGGGACCAGCAGAAGGAGUUACAAACUCUACCAUGUGUUCUUUUACAAGUAAUGGGAAUGACAAUGCGUAAGAAGUUCGUGGUUCGGGAGAACGAGUUUAUGCCAGUUAAUACUUUAUUACCUCUGUCUACUAAUGAGGUUAAGCCAUAUUUAAAAGAAGUUGUAACAAGUUCUAUUGGGAAAGAGAGAGGAAAAGGACUUACAAGCUCUUCUAUGUUAUCUGGUCAAGUAUUGGGAACAAAGAUGCAUAAGAACUCCGUGGUUUGUGAGAACGAGUAUAUACAAUUUGAUACUCCAUUUUAUCCAUCAACUAAUCAAGUUAAGCAACGAACCAAAGAGGCUGAAGCAACUAUUGGGAAGGGACCAGAAGGAGGAGACGUAAGAAUGGGAAUGAUACGUAAGAACUCCAUGGUUCUUGAGAAAGAGUAUAUGCAAGUUGAUACUACAUUUUCUCCAUCAACUAAUCAAGUAAAGCAACGAACCAAAGAGGCGGAAACAAUACAGGCGAGAAGCAAAAGGAAUACAGCAAACCGAGCUAAUUUGACAAUGCUUCAUCAUAUUGGUUCUCUUUGAUGUAAAGGGAGCGAAAGAAGGCAAUCCUCUAGAAAGUCAACAAGCUUGUUGAACCUGAAGCAAUUGAAAAACAUGUGCAUUUGGUAGAUUAAAUUUGUAAAUUACUAAAAAUUAAUAUGGGUUAUGAUUGAAAAUGUCCUUUUAUCUAUCAUGUAGGCUCAGAUCGAAGAAAUUGUGAAAGCAGAGCCAUCUCUACCUACCAUAGAGAUUGUAGAAAAAUGUUGGGGACCUCAAAAUCGUAGUCAUGUAGGUUGCUUUGACAGUGGAGUAAAGGUGAAAGAUAUUAAAGGCGACACUUCUUCAAAGACUGAAUUACUGUUCGCUCUAUGUUCAACUCGAGAUGACAAUAAAUCCUUGAUUGAGGAAAUCAAAUCAUUGAAUAAUCGUUUGUCAACCUUAGAAGAUGAGAUGUAAAAAAUAAGAAAAAUGCAAGAAUUUUUUGCUUCUCAACAAUCUCAUAUCCCUCAUACAACCUUUCCCGUUUCAACUUAAUGACACUGGCUUAUUUUGCUUCCCUAGUAAGUAGUUAUUUUACUUGGUUAUUAUUUAACUACAUUUUGUCAAGAUUAUACAUUUUGGGAUUUUUGUGUUUUUUUCCAAGAUGGGGUUUUGUUAGUUUUGCUUAUUUUCUGCAUUUUUGGCUUGUGUUAGAUGGGGUUUUGUUAGUUUUGAUGAUUAUGGUGUGGAUGGGGUAGUGUUAAUUUUGUUGAUUAUGGAGUGGGUGAAUUUGAAUAUCAUUUGUAUAAACUCUAUGUUAGUAGUUGGUCUUUUGAGUGAGGUGAUUCUUA